CACUGGAAGAGCCCCGGCCCGAAAAUACUUUCUGAGUUUGUUAAUCAACGCAAAGUCCCGGGACGCCUUUGCAUUUGACUUGUGCAUCGAGGCGGAUUAGAUUAUGACAGAGGAGAGAAGGAUAUUAAAGAAUCACAAAGGAGAACAUAUUGGCUUUAAUACAGCUGUCAACAUCUCUAGACAGUGAAAGAUGCAUGACUUGACUGCCCAGGUCACUAGCAGCUUUCUACCUUUCCCAGGGGUGACCAUAGAUGCCCUGGGGGAAGAUGAGAUCACUCUGGAAUCUGUGCUACAUGGGAAGUUCACCAUUGGUCGAAGUGGCCUGGCCUGGUUGGCCUGUGGCCCCCAGCUGGAGGUGGUCCAUGCAGUAACAGGAGAGCGGCUGUCUGCUUAUUGCUUCAGUGGAGGAGGGGAGCACCCACCCAGCAUCCUCGCAGCCAGGGAUUUUAGCUGGCUUAAGAGAUCUGGUUUGCUGGUGGGCUUGGAGGAAGCAGAGGGCAGCAUGCUGUGUCUCUAUGACUUGGGCCUCUCUCGUGUGAUCAAAGCUGUGGUAAUACCAGGCAGGAUUACAGCCAUUGAGCCCUUGGUGAGUUACGGUGGAGCCAGCACCUCCACCCAGCACCUCCACCAGAGCUUACGCUGGUUCUUUGGUAUUGCAGCAGUAGUAACAGAUCUCGGCCAUGUUCUGCUGGUUGACCUAUACCUUGAUGAUCUUUCCUGCAAUCAGAGUGAACUAGAAGCUUCAGACCUGGAGGUGGUGACAAAGUCUCCUGCAGAGAUCCCCAGACUUAGAGACGUUAGUAGCAGGCAGGGCAGGCAUCUGUGUCUCCAGCUCAAUGGCCCCAGUGGAACAGGUGUCACAGCCUUGCAGUACAUCCCUCGGACCAAUCAGCUGGCAGUGGGCUUCUCAGAUGGAUACCUGCAGCUAUGGAACUUGAAGACGCUGAAGAAGGAGUAUCACUCCCAGUUGGAAGGCGGAAGGGUGCCUGUGUAUGCCUUUACCUUCCAGGAGCCAGAGAAUGACCCCAGGAACUGUUGCUACCUCUGGGCUGUCCAGUCUGCUCAGGACCUAGAAGGAGAUGUGGUAAGCCUCCACCUAUUACAACUGGCCUUCAGUGAAAGGAAAUGUCUGACCUCCGGAAAGAUCCUUUAUGAGGGUCUGGAAUAUUGUGAGGAGCGCUACAGUCAGGAGGUGGGUGGGACAGCAUUCCCUCUCAGGGCCCAGGUCACGAACACCCGCCUGUUUAGCUGUCAGACCAUUGAGAAGUUCAGACCCCACCCAGACAGGGAUGACAGCAUGAAUGAAGUGGCAUCUCCAGACACCAGUGUGUCCAUCUUCGCCUGGCAGGUAAAGGCCUAUGGUCAGGGAAACCCUUCCACUUAUAUUGGUGUCUUUGACAUCAACCGUUGGUACCACGCACAGAUGCCAGACUCACUAAGAUCGGGGGAGUCUCUGCAGAGCUGUCCCUACUUGGCAGUGUGGUCUCUUGACCCAGUGGUGCAGAUGGUCUCCCCACACCCCCUGCUGGAUAUAGUGGUACAUGAGCGCAGCCUUAGUAGAGGUCUGCCUUGCACCUGUCCCCCACCAGAACAGUUCUUCAACCCUACUUCAUACAACUUUGAUGCUACCUGUUUGCUCAACUCUGGAAUUGUGCACUUGACCUGCUCUGGGCAUCAGAAAGAGACCCUGAGCUUCUUGAAGAAAGCUGCUCCCUGCUCCAGUGAUGUAAUUUCCAGCAGCUACUCUCGCUGCUUUAUGUCUGGCCUGCUGUCAUCUCGCCUUGCAGACACCCAGCCUUCCAAUCUCUCUCAGGAGGAACAGCUAGAUGCCAUUUUGUCCACAGCAGUGGAGACGAGCUCUCUUGGACUCAUCACUGGUUGUAUCAAGCAGUGGACCGCUGAGGAGCAACCUGGCUCAGCAUUGAAUCUGCGCUACAUCCUGGAGUGGGCCUGGAAAAAAGUAGUCCAUACAAAGCAAGAAUUAGAUGGAAUCUGUGCGCCGUUAUUUGACAGCUCAUCUAACUUCACGGACCCCCAGACCCUUCAGCUGCUGCAGCACAGCCAGAGACUGCUUAGUAAUCUCAGCACCAUCUUUCACUGCCUGCUGAGUGAGGCCCAAGAGCUUACACAGAAAGGUCUGGUGGGUCUGAUGAACAAGAACCUGGUUUCCAGUCUGGUCUCUCAGUAUGCUCAGGUGGUUCUCUGGUUUUGUCGUACCGGCCUCCUACCUGAAGGAUCAGAUGAGGAUGCGCUUCAGAUCUCCAAGCCUUUCUACAGUCACUCCGUUAUUAGCAACUACUACACCAUCCGUAGAGAAGAGCUCACCAGGCUGGCAAAAGGGAAGUGGUGCACAGACUGUCUUAUGAUUGAUGGCUUAGUGGGCCAAUGUGGUGAGCGUUUGGUCCACCUGUGGAAAAGGGAUGAAGGUGGGACAGGGGAAUACCCACCAUCUACAUUACAUGCCUUACUGGACAUUUAUCUGCUAGAGAAUGUUGAUGAAACUGCCAAACAUGCCAUUGUUAUUUACCUGUUGUUAGACAUCAUGUAUUCCUUCCCCAAUAAAGGAGGAGCAUCAGUGGAGUCUUUCCCCACGGCCUUUGCCAUUCCUAUCGGGCUGGUUAAAUUGGUACAGGGCCUUUGGCUACUGGAUCACCAUGACCACCAGAGUUCAGUGGAGCUGCUUCUGCACCCAGCUACCUCUCGGUGUCACUUUGCGUGGCAGCAUGAGCGCAUCCUCCAGGCACUGAUGUGCCAGGGCCAGCACACUGUGGCAUUGCGAUAUUUCCAUGUCACAAAGCCCCCUGUCUCCUCCACCUCCCAGGCCAAACUAUGCCUCUCUGUACUGCUGCACAACAGGUGUCUUGUAGAAGCAUGGUCCUUGCUGCGACAGCAUUCAAGCCGCCUCAACAUGGAUGAGCUGCUGGGCUUUCUUUACGAGAGCUGCCAGGAGCUGGGCCUCAUCAAGGAUUUGUUAAAACUUCCUCUGGGCCUUGGUGAACAGGAGUGUUUGGAGAAGUUUCUGCAGGGUACAGGGGGUCUCCAGAACAGAGAACUGUUAAUGGUCCACCACUUGCAGCGGGCCAACUACAUUCCAGCUUUACAACUCAAUCACAGCCUCAAAAUGAACUUGAUGAAUGAGAGGGACCCUAAGCUGAGGGAGCGCACCAAUACUAGGAACUCUAUAUUAGACCAGUAUGGCAAAGUUCUGCCCAGAGUCCAAAGGAAACUGGCAAUGGAGAGAGCCAAGCCUUACCAGCACCCCUCCACUAUCCACAGAGAGGUUUCUCGACCCCAGCCAUUGUCGACCAUCACCAAGCACUGUGACAAUGAGAGGGUGAUGUCCAGGGCUGGUUUCAUCAACAAUGUCUUGACCAAGAUAGAGGAGGUUUGGUUGGGCAAAGGAGCUACACCGCAGCCGUCUCCCAUCAAGAGCCUCAAGGCAGCAGAUAUCAGCAGUCCAAGCCCCAAGUCUUGUUCCCUUGCUUUGUCUGAUCCUUUUCUAGGAACCCCUAUCACCAUGUCUGCCAAAAGAAAGUCUAGGCUGCUGGACUUGGUUGUUCACCCUUCUUGUCAGACCCCUCGGUCCCUCCUCAGCCCCCCAAGGCCCCCCAGCUCUUGGGCCCCUCCAAAGAGUAUCAGCAAGGCCCCGGAGCUCAUUCUGCUCCAAACGCCACAAGUUGUCAAGCGUGCCCGGGCCUUGGCUGCAUCUGGCCCGGUGUUCUCAGCCUUCACUCCUCAGUCCAUCUUGCGUAGCAGCCUGCGGCCCACGCCUGUCGCCACACCUUCUGCUUCCCCAGGACGCUCCAUCACCCCCCCACUUCGCAACAAAGAAAACCGAAUCACUUUCAUCGAAGAGGCCGAGUCACCUGGAGAGGAGAAGGGUGGCAUCCGCUGGAGCAAUGGGAUGGCAGCAGACAGUGGGAUCAGCAUGCUGACGAGAGGCUCUUCACUCUCUAAGACGGCUUGUCAUACCUGGACCUCACAACCCUCUGAGGAAGAGGAGGAGGAGCAAUCUGUUGUAAAGUUCAUGUCUCCAGAAGGUUGCAUUCCUUCCCCACAGAUGAAAUUUUCAGAGAGUGAGUCGUGCUCUAUCCGAGAGCUUUCUUCAGAGGUAAAAUCAUCAGGUUUCUUGUUGCCGGAAGCAUUGCCAGUGCGACUGAGUUUUGGCUUAGAAACCAGCCAGACCACCAUCCAUUCAACAGACACCACCCUGGAGUUCUAUGAUACACCGCAAGAGAAGGAGGCACAGCCAUCCAAUAAAGACGAUGAGGAAGAAGUGGUGGUUAACAGAGCUCCAGCCGAACAGCAAGAACGAAAUGAUAAGUCUUUAGCCAAAGAGCAGCAUCUUCUACUGACAUCAGAGGAUGUACAGAGUGAAGGACAGGAAAUAAAGGAAGACAAAACAUCUGACGGGGAAACGGAGAUUUGUCUUGGACAGCAGGUUCAAAUGUCUGAAAAGGAGGUGGAAGAAAAGUUUUUGUCAGAAAGCCAACAGGAAGACAUUGAGACAGUGGAAGAAGAACCUGGUCACAGUCAAGGCCAUAUCCGUGACGCUUCUGUGGUCAUGACCCCAGAACUUGAGGAAGAACCACUUCAGGACCAAUCAGAGAAGUCUGUGGGACAAAGAGAAGACCAAUCACAAGCAGCUGAAGCCCUAGAUUCCACGGAGUGCCUAGAACCAGCAGAUGUUUUACCCACCCAAGAACCUGCAGAGACCAUGGAUCACACAAGAGAUUUGACAGAGUUUGUGGAGCAGUAUCUGUUUGGAGAUGAUCUAUCUCUCACCCGCUCUGGAAUCCAUGAGGCCACACACAGCUUCACCACUUUCAACAGUGAGCCGUUAUGUGAGACCCAAGAAGAAGAGAGAAGAGCUGCUGAUGGCCCUCCAUCAUUGACCAGCCAGAAGUCUGUUGCCUCUGUGACAUCCUCUGAGCCCACUGGCACAGACUCCCACUCUGUGGUGAGUGUGAACGACAGUGAGGAACUCUUCAGCCCGGGCUCUGAUGAAGAGGAAGAUGAGGGGGAGGAUGAAGAAAAUGAAUCUGAUAGUCCUGAAGAUGAUGAAGAAGAGGAGCAUGAAGAGGAGGCAGACUCAGGCAGUGAGGUGGAAAUCAUUGAAGAGGUAAAGGGUAAUGGAAGACUCCCAUCUCUGCAGCACAGCCCCCCUUCCCUUCUGUUAUUGCACCAGAGACUACCCAACUAUCUGCCCAGUCUAUCAGAGCAGGAGGCUGCUGAGCAGUCACUGGUCCCACCUGAAGCAGGGCUGAAGAUGGUUGAAGGAGAUAUAGAGGGAGAAGUAGUGAUGGUAAGACUUGGAGCAGAUGGAGAGAUGGAGGCAGCAGAGGAAGAGGAGGAUGAGACCUCCUUCACAGAGCUCAAACCUUCCACUACUCUUCUGGUGCCCCUUGAGCUUGUGGAUGGACCGGAGCAUGACCUAGUGGAUGGUGCACAGCUUGGUUUUACAGAGCCUGAGCAUGCUACAGAGCCAGAGGAAUCAUUCACUAGAGCUCAGAGCAGCUUCUCACUGAUGCUUGAGAUGGUGGAUAGUGAUGGGGACGCAGAGGCAGGCACUCUGCCUGUGCAGAAUGACCUGCAGUCCACCACCCAGCCCAUAAAAGAGGGAAUAAGUAAUGAAAAUGUGGCCCUACCAGAGAUCCUUCUGGGCACAGACAACCAGGAUAUUCCACUGUCUGGAGAUGCUCCUACACAGGACCUAGCAACAGAUGUUGAUAUUUUAGGUGGAUGUGCUGAAGCAGAAAAAGAAACGUCGCAGUCUGUUUUCACUGAUGACUUUAAUUUCACAGAGCAUGCAAAACCCCAAAAUACCAUUUCAGUUGAAGACAUUGAAACACACCAAGAGAUGCCAGAGACCACUGAACAGAAAGCUGCUGAAUCUGUUACUUUAGCUGAAAAUGAGGCAAACAAUGAUAAAGAAGAACCUAAAAGUAUGUCGGACUCUGGGUCCAUUCUCACUGAAGAGGAGGAUCUGUCAAGCAAAGACACUGGGAUAAUGAAAGAAACUGCGACAGAGGAGAGAGUGGAGGAUGAUAAAUACACACCAGAUGAGAACCAGAAGGAGCCCAUGAGCCCAAGCAUAAUUAUGAAUGAUCAUGUGUCUGCUUUUAAAGAUAACAUACCUAUUGAGACGGAUGAGGCUGAAACAGCCCAAGCUGUGCAUAGUACAGAGGUCGUGGCUGCCUCUGUGGAAGAUCUGCAGCCGAAUUGCAGUGCCCCAGCUGAGGCUGAGGAAGAGAAAAGAGAGGAGGAUACAGUACUUCAGGAGGAGAGAGAAGUAAGAACCAGGGACAGAGAAAGAGAGGAUAUGGGUGAAGAAGAAACCAAUGUACAGCAAAUUUUAGACUCUCACCACCCAUCAGAAGAACAUUUUAUUUUGGACACCACUGCCACCUCUCAGAAGGAGUGGAGCGCUAACUCCACAUCAACAUGGAGAACAACAAGGGGGGAAAAGAUGGUUAAGUUAGACUCCUCUUUUCUGGAGGAGGAUGGCAAUGUAGAGGAGAUUGAGACAGACUCUCAGGUCCUUGCUUCUCUCGGCCGUAAAACUAGAGGCAGCAGAAAGAGCCAGGACUUUAAGGUCCCAGUCAGCACACCUCGAAGAAGCACUCGCAAAGCACAUCCCGAACCUCCUAAAGAGGAGCAUCAGGAGGAGGACACUGUUAAGGAGCAUGGGGAGGAGGUUGUGGGUGACAACAACAUGGCCUCAGUCAGCUCUGGGACCUCUACCCCAGCCAAACACCGUGUCUCUCAGAGGGCCACUCCAACAAGGAGCAGUCGUAAGACCCGAAGUAGCUCUGAAGAGGCAUCAGCAGCCUUACAGACAAUACAGGAAGAGAACAAGAAAGAAGAGAAGAUAAUUGAUAACACAGAUGCUGCACAGAGCACCUCCAAGGUUCCUACCACAGCCAAGCACUGCAGUACACAGAAUCCCACCCCAAGGAGAUCCAGUCGCAGGAUGCUGAGAAGUAAUGAGGAGGCAAAAUCAGUUCUAGAUUGUGUGAAGGAGGAGACAGAACAAGAUGAGGUUGUUAUUCCAUCUGUCAAAAGCAGCUCCAGAAGAUCAAAGACUGGAUCCUCUGUAACCCAGCCUGUCCUGCUGGAGGAAGAGGAGGUCAAAGAGCAGUCAAAUUCUAGUCCUGCCAGGGUGACCCGGAGGUCCAGUUGUAUGACCCUUAACAUUUACCCAGCGGGGAAUUUAGAGUCUUUAUCAGCCCUUCGAAGCAAAACGAAGAAAAGAGGAGAGUCAGCCAGCAAGAAGACAGAAAAACACCUGAAUCUCCCUGAGCCUGUCUUUAAGAAUGAUUCUGCUUCCAUCGUCCACACCACCCGGUCAACCAGAAGCAAACUCUGGAACAAUCCUAAGGAAGCUCUCCCCUUUCUGGACACCCAACUAGAGGUGGAAUCUGAAAUACCGGUUGCUGACGACUUCAUCAAGAGGCUCCAAGAUGAAGAGGAGAAGCAGGAAGGAGCAGUUGUCAAGGAAGUAGUGGGAGCCAAUAAAAGGAAUACAAAGUUAUCUGUGGAGAAGAUUCCAUCUGCUUUUCCCAUUAACAUGGGAAACAACCUGGUCCCUGAGCCUGAAGAUGAUCAGGCUGACCUAACCCAAGAUUCAUUAAUCUAUUCAAGAAGGCAAACAAGAGGGCGCAGAGCAGAAUCUUCUGUCCAACAUGAAGAAUUUUUGCCCCUUGUCACACGCACAAGAAGAAAUGUUGCUUCCAGCAUUGCCCUCACAGCUCAGCAUAAAAAUAAACAUCCUUUAGGAAAUGAUAUGGAAUCAGAGAUGGCACCACCCACUACUAAAAUGAGAAAAAGCAAGCGAACAACUAGGACCAAAGCAUCUCUGGUGGCACUUCCUCUAGCAAAGGUGGACCUUAUCUCCCCUCCACCCAGUCCAGCCGAGUCUGCGCCCCUAACUAAGAAGAAGGUUGAGGAAAGCGAUGCCCCAGCCCCUCACAUGAACCUGAGACGCAAACGAAUAAUGGACACCGCUUUCCCAAAGCCUGUCAGCCGCAGGAAGAAACUCUGAUUUGGAAAAUGCUCCCAUACACAUCAAACCUCCUGAAAACCUUAACCAACUUAGUCAGGAGCUGCAGUGAGAAUCAAGUGUGUGUGCCUCCAUGUUGGUGUUUUUAUUUUUAUUUUAUUUACUGAUCAUGGCUCCUUUUCUGCAAAGACCUCAUUAGCAUUACAGUUGUCAUCAUUUACCGGAUUCCUAUUUUGAGUUAGAAUACUCUGGGCAGGACAGCAAAAUGGUGAUGGAGACUGUGGAAGACUGACUGAUGUCAUCUGUCUCACAUCCAAGACUAUUUUCACCUUUUCCUGUAACUUUUAAUUUGUCUGUGGAUGCAAAAUGAUAAAUUUGAAAGAAACCCAUGAGGAGCUCCUUGGUUUUAGAAAAUCCCUUAAACUAAACCUGGAAAAGGUGUCACUCUUCUCAAACCAAGAGGUUUUACUCACCCCCUCUUUGAUUUUAUUCCAUUUUCCUGUUUAAGAUUUUUUUGGGGUCUGCUGUUUUUGUCCCCCCUCCCCCCCCUAUUUAAGGUUAAGCAGCGAUGUUUCUACUGAUGAAUAUGUAAAUAGACUUUUGCUAUUUUCUAAAUAGAAUUGAAAAAUCAUUUUUUCCCCCAAAAAAACCCUUAUUUUCUCCUUCUGAUGUCUGAAAUGUUUGAUUGCGUUCGAUCUACUAAUCAGAUAACCCCAUUGUAGUCUUAAAUUUCAAGAUGAGACGCUGUGAGUAUUUUGUGAAAGAUGCACAAACCUUGUACAAUAUUAUCAACAAAUUUAGACUGUUUUUGUAUGUCAUGAGUUUGUUGUAUAUUGUGAGAGAAUUUGACUUGCACAGCGAUUGGGACUUGUAAAUAGGCUUGUUAAGUUCUUGGUAACUGCCAGCUGACUAAUAGGCUAUUUUCAGAUGAAUGUAUGUAGAAUGUUUUAUUUUUGAUGACUGCUCUUUGAUAAAUAUGUAAAGCUUGAA
This is a messenger RNA of Lampris incognitus (smalleye Pacific opah), 8992 nucleotides long. RefSeq names its product AT hook containing transcription factor 1 (gene ahctf1). The coding region runs from base 191 to 8044 and encodes 2617 amino acids. The record is from RefSeq and is a predicted model, not a curated record. Gene Ontology annotation, molecular function: protein binding. The transcript is spliced from 40 exons. Lineage: Eukaryota; Metazoa; Chordata; Actinopteri; Lampriformes; Lampridae.